Cydia strobilella is the source of this 6396-nucleotide messenger RNA. Its product is annotated as ATP-binding cassette subfamily C member 4-like. Gene Ontology annotation, cellular component: membrane. The transcript has 25 exons. The record is from RefSeq and is a predicted model, not a curated record. Bases 403 to 4440 code for a protein of 1345 amino acids. Lineage: Eukaryota; Metazoa; Arthropoda; Insecta; Lepidoptera; Tortricidae. Gene Ontology annotation, biological process: transmembrane transport. Gene Ontology annotation, molecular function: ABC-type transporter activity; ATP hydrolysis activity; ATP binding.
CGCGCCGCGGCGCCGGUUUGACUUUUAACGCGUGUCGCGUUAUAAGUGUACUUAAUCGGAGUGGUGGAUACUUAACUAAUAUUGUUAUUUCGCCAUUUAUGCAAUUUACAUAUUGACUUCAGUGAAUAGAAGCCCCAUCCUCAUGAUUCAGCAAAUUUUCAUUGUAUUCCGAGUAACAACCGUUUGUUUUUGCAAAGUAACGUGAGAUGAGACGGAAGUAUUUAGGCGUACAUUAUGCAACUAAACAAGAAUUUUAAAUUCGACAUGAUUACUGGGCAAAAUUGACUCAUGUUAUUUAUAGUUAUAUAGUGAGAGCUUUAGACGUAAUACACAUAUACAAAAUAUUGUAUUCUAUUAUUGCAAACUGUAAGUAUCAGUGGUGUUGAAAAGUGCCUGAGAAACAUGGAAUCGAAAGUAGUAAUUAAAGAAAAGAACCCUCAUGACAAAGCUAACAUUUUGUCCAAAAUAUUUUUAACAUGGAGCUUUGAUUUAUUCCGCAAAGGCUACAAACAGGGUAUCACCGUAGAACAGUUAUGGCAAGCUCGCCACAAGGACAACUCAGGCCGGCUAGGGGACCAACUUGAACAAGCCUGGCAAAAGGAGCUUGAAGACGCCGACCGAAAUGGCUGCAAGCCCUCAUUAACCAAAGCUAUCAUACGAACCUUCUGGUUGGAGUAUAUGAUGUGUGGUUUAUUAGUAGGGUUACUUUUUAUAGUUUUAUGGCCAUUGAUACCAUAUACAUUAGCGCUGUUUAUAAAUUAUUUUUCUGGCGAAGCAACGCCGGAGGCAUACAGAAAUGCCCAUAUAUACAACUUUUUGAUGAAUGUAUGUAGCGUAAUAACGGCAUUGAUGUUGAACCAUCUGCAAUUGAGUCAAGGUGCUGUUGGUAUGCGAAUAAGAAUAGCUUGCUGUUCGCUAUUGUAUCGAAAGAUAUUAAAACUAGAUCGAACCGGCCUUAGUAAGACAGAGCCUGGGCAAGUGAUAAACCUGAUGUCAAACGACGUGAUGCGGUUCGACAUGGUGACGCUGUUUCUGCACUACCUGUGGGUGAUGCCAGUGGUGGUGCCCCUGGUGUCGUACCUGGUGUGGCAGCACCUGCAGUGGGCGACCUUGGCUGCCCUGUUGGUCAUCUUUGUGCAGACAAUACUAGUUCAAAGCUACUUGAGUAACCGCCAGGGAGUGCUGCGAGGAAAGAUAGCCAAGCGAACCGACGAGAGGGUUAAAGUGAUGAGCGAAUUGGUGAACGGAGUCCAGGUCAUUAAGAUGUAUGCUUGGGAGAAACCAUUUGAGAAGCUGGUCGAUAAAUUGCGCAAGAUGGAGGUCAGCUUUAUAAUGAGGACGUCGAUGAUCAAGGGUUUCUCGACGGCGCUGUCCGUGUUCACGGAGCGGUUCAUUCUGUUCGCGGCGGUGGUCACGUUCGUGCUCAUGGGCGGCCAGAUCCGGGCCGAGAUCACCUUCUCCCUGGUGCAGUACUUCAACCUCCUGCAACUUGCCGCUAACAUUUUCUUCCCUAUGGCUUUGGCCUUUCUCGCGGAAGCCAAGGUGUCUGUUAGACGACUUGAGGAGUUCUUAAUGUUAGAAGAACUGGAGUCGGCGAAGGCUAUCGAAGCUAAGAUGAACGCGAAAGAAGCGACGGUGGUGAUCAGUAACGGAACGGAAAAGGAGAAAGCCCGUGUAGCUCACACGGGGCUGGUGGUGGCGGGAGUGUGCGCCAGCUGGCAGCCGGACCCCAUUGUCGAUACGCUGCGCAAGGUCUCCUUCACUGCACAGCCCGGCGAGUUCGUGGGCAUCGCGGGUCUGGUCGGAGCUGGGAAGUCGUCUCUACUGCAAGUGGUACUGGGUGAGCUGCUCCCGUCCAAAGGCACGGUGUCGCUGGGCGGCGCGCGCCUCUCCUACGCCAGCCAGGAGCCGUGGCUGUUCGUGGCCACCGUCCGGCAGAACAUCCUCUUCGGCCUACCAUAUGACCGCAUUCGCUAUAAAAAAGUGGUUACAGCUUGCGCUCUGGUCCGCGACUUCGAGCUGCUGCCGCUCGGCGACUCGACGCUGGUGGGGGAGCGCGGGAUCAGCCUGAGCGGCGGGCAGCGCGCGCGCAUCGGGCUCGCUCGCGCGUGCUACAGGCAGGCGGACAUCUACUUGCUGGACGACCCGCUAUCGGCGGUGGACACGCACGUGGGCAAGCACCUUGUUUCGGAGUGCGUGAACGGGCUGCUGCGGCACAGCACGCGUAUACUCGUCACACACCAGCUACACCACCUCAAGACUGCCGACAAAAUCAUCAUCCUGCGCAACGGUGAAGUGGAGAUCGAGGGCAAAUUCGAGGAAGUUUCCAAGUCGCCAUUAUUUAACGAACUGAUCGAGGAGGACGAAGUGGUAGAGGAAGUAGUCCCAGUCCCGGGAACUCCCGGACUGCACCAACGGACACGCACUAUGUCUCUAGUAAGCGCAGUUAGUUCAACGGUAGAAGCGAAUCAGGAAGAAAACGAAGAACAGCCAGAAACCGCAGAGUUGAUGGAAAAAGGACGCGUGUCGGGCUCCGUGUACGCGCAGUACUUCCGAGCCGGCGGCGGCUGGGGCCUGCUGCUCUUGACCGUCCUUGGCAUCGUGCUUGCGCAGGUGAUCACGUCCCUUAGCGACCUAUGGCUCACACACUGGAUGAACAACAUCGAGGCUAAUAUUGUGGAAAUGGAAAGAAACCAGAGCAUUGCCUCCAAUUCUUCAACCUUCGACCUUAACAGCACUUCAUUCCCCGCCAACUUUAGCAAUGCUUCUGACCCCCAACAACCGGCAAUGACCAUUGAAGAAUCAACCUUUUAUAUCUACAUAUGGGCUAUUGGUAUUCUCGGCUGCAUAAUACUUACUACCGGCAGAUCGAUAUUGUUCCUGUGGGUGUGUAUGAGGAGCUCGAUCAGGCUGCACAACCAGAUCUUCAGCAACAUUCUAGCGGCCACCAUGCGCUUCUUCGACACCAACCCCUCAGGGCGCAUCCUGAACCGGUUCUCCAAGGACAUGGGCGUCGUCGACGAGAUCUUGCCGAGGAUGUACCUGGACAGCAUCCAGGUAAUGAUGGUGAUGAGUGGAAUCCUGGUGAUGGUCGCGAUCGUGAACCCGCUCAUGUUGUUGACGACGCUCGUGUGCGGCGUGCUCAUGUGGAUCUGGACCGUCAUCUACCUCAGCACGGCACAAGCUAUUAAAAGAGUGGAAGGAGUGGCGCGCAGCCCUGUGUUCUCGCACGUAUCGGCAAGCAUGGCUGGGCUGACGACGGUGCGCGCGUGCGGCGCCCAGGUCAUGCUGCAGCGCCACUUUGACGACAAGCAAGACGUGCACACCGCCGCCUGGUACUUGACGUUAGUCACAAACACAGCGUUUUCAAUUUGGCUGUCCCUAAUCUCUGCGAGCUACGUGGUGGUAGUCGCUUACACGUUCCUGUUCCUCAGUAAUUCAGUAAAGACGAAAGCUGGCGACGUCGGACUCGCAAUCAGCCAGGGCCUCAUCUUAGUGAACAUGGUGCAGUACGGCGUGAAGCAAAUCACCGAGGUGAUAUCGCAGAUGACGAGCGUGGAGCGCGUCACCCAGUACACGACUCUACCGCAGGAGGAAACAGCAGGGCCCUCGCCUCCGGCGGGCUGGCCGCAGCGCGCCAGGCUCGUCUUCAAGGACCUGUACCUGCGCUACGACAAGGAAGCAGAGCCCGUGCUUAAAAACCUCAACAUCACUAUUGAGAGCGGCUGGAAGGUGGGCGUAGUGGGUCGCACGGGCGCGGGCAAGUCCUCGCUGAUAUCGGCGCUCUUCCGCCUGGCGCCCAUCGACGGCAACGUUUACAUCGACGACGUCGAAACUGGCUCGAUCGCUCUCAAGGAGCUGAGAGCAAAGAUUGCAAUAAUUCCGCAAGAGCCAGUGUUGUUCUCGGCUAGUCUGCGCUAUAACAUGGAUCCGUUUGACAAAUAUACCGACGCAGACAUUUGGAGAGCUUUGGAGCAGGUGGAGCUGAAGCAGAGCGUGACGUCACUAUCGGCGGAGGUGGCGUCGGGUGGCUCCAACUUCAGCGCGGGGCAGAGACAGCUGCUGUGCCUGGCGCGCGCCGCUCUCGCGCGCAACCGUCUACUCGUGCUCGACGAGGCCACCGCCAACGUCGACCCCAACACUGACGCGUUGAUACAGAAGUCCAUCCGCAAGUACUUCGCUGACUGUACGGUGCUGACCGUCGCGCACCGGCUGCAUACCGUAGCGGACUCUGACCGAGUCAUUGUAAUGGAGGCGGGACAAAUCGUGGAGAUGGGUCACCCUCACGAGCUGCUGCAGAACCCGGAGGGACACUUCUCGGGCAUGGUGAAGCAGCUGGGCCCCGGCUCCGAGCAGAGCCUGCGCGAGACCGCGAGCGCCGCGCACAAGGAGCACAUACGCUACGUCGACGCAGACGACGCCCACAAAAUUACCACUUAAACCCUACCUACUACUACUACAGACAACGGCGACACGUUAUACUAUACAUUUUAUGAAAUUAUUUUUUCCGCUCGUACCGUCGUAAAAGAGUGGAUAGCACUGUAACCGAUAAAAAUGGCUACGUCUCUGUCUCUGGCAGACUUGAUGCAGAAACUAAGUACUACACAAUAUUCCAUCGGCUCACAACAUUGGGUGAACGUAAUGCAUAUAACCAAUCCUGGCGAUUUCUAUGUCCGUCCAACAACUUUCAGAGAUUACUUGCCUAUUUUAAAACAAUUCAAGGACCUGCUGACCCAACGAAGCUUCAACUAGGUAGCACUGAUAUUGUGUUGAAAUCGAAAAGAAAUAAACAUUAUGUUAGAGGACAAAUCAGAAACAUAACAAAUGAGAAUGGAACAACUUUAUAUGACUUAUUUACUCCAGAUUACGGGUUCACCGAGCAAGAUGUUGCUAUAAAAAAUUUGAGGAAGCCUCUAAAUGAACGCCCAGUGCCAUCUCUUGUCUUACAUUGUCAACUAAAGAACAAUGAUUCUUUUGAUGAAGAAGCGAUUGAAGCUAUGGUCUACUAUGUGAGUGACGAAAGAGCUAAAAAUGAUAGUCCAAGAAAAAACCGGAGACAAAUACAUAGUUCAAUUGAUCAAUACAUGCCCUGAAGACAUUUCAACUAUGCUGGCGUAAACGGAAUACACAUGUUUCGGUUACGGGAACAAUGUUAUAAGCCGAAUGCCCACCAUAGACCACCCAAAACUGUACUAUAAUACAAAAAAGUUAUAGUAGGAUACUAGGAUAUACAUUAAGUGUUAGAGUACAAUCUUGAGAUUCGUUAAAGAGUUUUUUAUGUUUGUGAAAUUAAAAAUCACAACCAAUAUAUGAAGGUGUUAAACAACUUGAAAGAAUAUUGCAAUUAGAAUAUUUGAAUUGCAUUUAGAGCAGGAUUUUGCUGCUGAAAACUUGAAGCGUGGUAAAGCUGUAGCUGUGUUUUCCGACUGGUAUUCGAGGUAUGAGCAAGCGGUUAUAACGGAUGUUAUCUGUUCAACAAAAGGUAUUGUUACCUUUAUGCAGUGAGUACUUCUGCUACUGCUAAAAACGCUGGCAUAAGUAAACGGGAUCGCCGACUACAAAUGUGGCCGGAUAGUCGGCUUUCCCGACUAGUCUGUGCAUCCCUACAAAUAAUGUAUACUUAAACUGCAUUCAUAGUCGCGUGCCUCAUUAUUGUUGUAUAGAUGGCGCCACUUGUAGAGCUAGUUCUCAGUGUGAAACUAUUUCAUUGGAGGUCUCUAGGGUCUACCUUAACUUUGCUAUAUCAUAUUUUUAUAAAAGUGACAACGCUAUAAACCUAAGGACAAAUAAGGGUGAAGGGGAUUUUGAUUUGUUAUUUUAAGUAGUCACGAUACUGUAUAUAAAUUACAAACUGAAACAGAUGGUAUGCUAAAAAAAAGUGAACAAGCCCUCCUAGUGGCGGAGGCCAAAUCCCAAUAGCUGUUAGAUGUUGGUUUGAGUCCUGCUCCUGCCAGGGCCACUGCGGGCUAGGUCACUUUCUUUUGUAUAUCACAUCUGUUUGAGUUUAUAAUUAUAAUCAUUAAUAAUCGCUAUAAGGUUAAUAUUAUCAACACGACAAAAAACUUACAUCCCUUACGGACCAAGGCUUCCCUCCAGAAAAACUACUUAUUGUACUUAUAACGUACUUAAUACUGUUGGUGCUACUUGUAGAAAUGAAAUUUGUCACAAAGGUUUAUUAAUACUGAUGAGAUUAAUGGAACAAUUGCUUUUGAGUAUACGUAAUAAGUGUAUUUUCUAUACAGGCUUAAAAAUACAUAAAUUAAGAAAUAAACGGCUUUAUAAAAGCUUUAUAUGGGUUAGAUAUAAGCAAUGGACAUUUGAAUGUGAUUAAAUCCAAAUAUUAUUGGGAUUUGAUGUAAAAUAUUAAUUUUGAAUACAUUUUUUGAUGUUAUGAAA